Molecule: messenger RNA, 1211 nt
Organism: Synchiropus splendidus (mandarinfish)
Lineage: Eukaryota; Metazoa; Chordata; Actinopteri; Syngnathiformes; Callionymidae
Product: fibronectin type III domain-containing protein 9
Exons: 2
Coding region: 280-912 (210 amino acids)
Molecular function (GO): protein binding
Source: RefSeq, a predicted model, not a curated record
CAUUUGGUGAAGAGUAAAAACACCCCACCCCCUCUGCCAGCUGCUUUGAUCCAUCUGCGCUCCCACAUGUGUGACAGCAGCUUAUAGAGCAACACACAGAUCGCCGGUGCACUCCCAGGAGCAUCACCACAACCAGAGAGCGCAUCAAUACACCGGCAAGUGAAGCAAGGCUUGUUUGCUGAAGACGCCACAGGCUCGACUGAACGAGACACUUCCUGAGCGACAUCAUCUCAAGAGCACCAAGGCAAACUCACAGCGAGUCAUUUCCACAACAAUAUCAUGGUGAUAACCGUGUACAACAUCUCCAGCAACUCAGCCCGGGUAAGCUGGCCCGUGUACCCGGGCUGCCGGGACACAUUUUACAGCGUCAUGUACGACCCAAACUGGAACAGCCUGCUCAUGGGAUUCAAAAGAAAAAGCUUCAUGCAUGAAGAGCGAAUUCCAGUCAGCCAGACGGGCACAUACUUGGCUAACCUGCUUCCACAGACUGCCUACUUCCUGUGUGUCACGUGUCAGGCUGCUAAUCCAGUCCGCGACCAGUGCCAAGUGUUCAGCACCCUGACGGACAACAGUGAAGGCCAUGACAGAGCGGGCUGGGAGCUCGCCAUGGGGGUGUGGCUCUCCUGCUGCAUCGUGCUUCUUCUGAUCGCAGGCUUCAUGUUGUGGGGGUGCCUGCACACCAUUUGCCCUAUGACUGGUCAGGGUGCCAACGGCUGCGCUGUGGUGACCAGUGCCAUCCGCCACGACAUCACGGGACGCCUCUAUACCCCGCGAGGCAGUUGUGAUAGCAGCGCCAAACACGGCACCAACACACAAGCGCCCUUGCUGUCAGCGCAAAACUCCGGCCACAUAAUUACCCAGGACCACGAGCUGAGGACACUCGCAAAGCUGGCUGGCAGUGAGCCAGUUUAAGGCUUCUGGAUUGAGGUCAUCACUAAAUUGUUUCGUCUACACAUCACUGUCAAUCUGCAUAUUUUCAUGAAAUCCUCUUGGUUUAUUAGAAAUAAAACAAAGUAUUAAUUCAAACCAUUGUCUCCUUUUGCAUUACAACUUACUAAAAACCACGACUGACCUCAUUCAGAAUCCAACGCUCAGAUUAGAGGGCUGUCUAUUAAACAUUAUAUUCAGAGCCAUUCUGAUCUGUCGUACUCAAAACCAUGAUCAGCAAAUUCAGAAAAGCAGCCAUAUACAACCCCAUGUUUAUGUUCAUU